Molecule: messenger RNA, 996 nt
Organism: Arachis ipaensis
Lineage: Eukaryota; Viridiplantae; Streptophyta; Magnoliopsida; Fabales; Fabaceae
Product: guanosine deaminase
Biological process (GO): purine nucleoside catabolic process
Molecular function (GO): guanosine deaminase activity; zinc ion binding
Source: RefSeq, a predicted model, not a curated record
UUAAUUUCGAAACAAUUUGUGGUUUUUUUAAUCAGAAAUUGGGGUUUCCCUGUUGUCUAUAUAUUUACGGAAGGAUCAUAUUCAGUGUGUUUUCGUGGACCGUGUUAUCUUUCACCAAUCACAACUUUUCAUUUUUCAAUUUACAUCUUCGUUCUCUGUUUUCCUCCUUUUUUUUCUCCGAAAGCCCUUUCUUUUCUUCCUUGAUUACAUCCACGCGGUCAUGGAGGAAGUUAACGUUGUAGAAACUAAGGAUGGAACUGUUUCAGUAGCUUCUGCAUUUGCUGGUCACCAAGAAGCUGUGCAGGAUAGGGACCAUAAAUUUCUAAGAAAAGCAGUUGAAGAAGCAUACAAAGGAGUAGAUUCUGGACAUGGAGGUCCUUUUGGUGCUGUUAUAGUUUGCAAUGAUGAAGUAGUAGCUAGUUGUCACAACAUGGUUCUUAGUCAUACUGACCCAACCGCACAUGCAGAAGUUACAGCAAUAAGGGAGGCUUGUAAGAAGCUUAAGAAGAUAGAACUGUCAGAUUGUGAAAUAUAUGCUUCUUGUGAACCUUGCCCCAUGUGCUUUGGUGCAAUCCACCUUUCUCGAAUUAAGAGGUUGGUUUAUGGAGCCAAGGCCGAAGCAGCAAUUGCUAUUGGGUUCGAUGACUUUAUCGCAGAUGCAUUGCGAGGUACCGGAUUCUAUCAGAAAGCACAGCUGGAGAUCAAAAGAGCCGAUGGCAACGAGGCCAUGAUCGCGGAAGAGGUGUUCGAGAAAACGAAGGAAAAGUUCCGAAUGUAUUAGAUCUUUUUAAUUCAUUUCAUCACAUCUGAUUGAAAAUUGGCCAUUCCGGAUUGAUUGGCUUCAUUUAAAUUAUGGAAAUUGUUGAUAAAUAGAUUGGUUUCAUUUGGGAUGUAACAAUUUACAUGCUAGGAUUGGGAUUGUUUCUGUUGUACUACUAAUCUUCACACAGGAAGAUAUAUCAAAUGCAUUUCUUUACUUCUUUGCCAUCUCCAUUA